Molecule: messenger RNA, 2856 nt
Organism: Gasterosteus aculeatus aculeatus (three-spined stickleback)
Lineage: Eukaryota; Metazoa; Chordata; Actinopteri; Perciformes; Gasterosteidae
Gene: proser2
Product: proline and serine rich 2
Source: RefSeq, a predicted model, not a curated record
GCGGCGUAAAGUGCCGACGUGGUGACAUUACGCACACGGACGCGGUCCCGGUCCCGGUCUUACCUGCGAGGUGUCGGCGCUCCUUGUCCACGCGGACUCUCUGAAGACUUUGCUGAAGACACGCGCGUGGAGCUGCGGAAUCUCGUUGGAAAGAAGAUUAGAUGAUUGAGAGCGAGAAGAGAUGUGAUUGUUACCGCCCUCGGACCCCCGGACACUCCCUGCGAUGUCCCAAUGACCUCUGACCCUCGCACCAUGGACGCCCGUCUGCACGGCCUCCCUAAGCUCCAGCACGGGGUCAACAGUGGUGGCGGUCAAAGCCCCCGACCAGGCGAAGACGAUCCUCUGCACUACCUGAGCCGAGAGGAGCAGGAGUGCCUAAAGUUCUUCGAGAAGACCAUUGACUCGUUGGAUGAGAGCCUGGGGCCGGUUGACGGACCCCAGACCGCUAAUCCCUCCCUCUCAGCCAGACGUCCAGGACCCAAAGACCAGGACAUCAUUUACCUGGUCCGCCCAGAACCAGACCUGGUGCAAAACAAAGCGCCGGCCUUCAAUCCCAACAGCCCAGAUUUUAAGAGUAUGAUGCAGAACCCAGAGAGCCACGUCGAGAUGAGGCCGAGGCGUGAAGCGCUGGACGGCCUGCCUUCGGAGUACAACCCUCCUCUCCCAAGUGGCAGCUAUGGGCCGACAGACCAGCACUCCUCGUACCAUCCUCCGGGCAGCAUCCCCACCCCGGUGCUCAUCGCACAGCAGAUGGCCGAUAACAGGGGAGGUGGAGCCUCCAACUUGCAACCCUCCUCCUUCCUCCGUAGUCACAAUCAGGACCACGACAAGCCACAGAGCCCUGUGGGCGAUCCUCACGCCAAAUAUGGUCCUCCUACCUCUGCUAAGGCAUCCCGCUUCCCCACUAACAUUAGCGUGACUCCCCACGGCAACAAGGAGAGCCAGAACCAGUCGCUGGGUAACGUGAAACUCCAAGAGAGGCGGUCGCAGAUGCUGGCUAACCUGUCUGGAACGCCGAACGCUCUACUGCAGGAAGACCCUCAGCUGGCCCUGGAUCCGUCGCCUCGGAAUGCUCCCGCCCGCAGCUUCUCCUUCAAGGACUCCUCGCCGGACCAGUCCAGGAACCGAGCCAUAUCGGGAACGCCGAGUGCUCUGCUGCAGGAAGACCCUCAGCUGGCUCUGGAGCCGUCAGCUCGGAAUGCUCCCACCCGCAGCAUCUCCUUCAAGGACCCCUCGCCGGACCAGUCCAGGAUGGAGGCCCUAUCCAAGUUGGGCCUGAACAGGAACCGAGCUGGUGGCCGGACGUCCUUGCGCGACGUCCCCGACGGCACUCCUCAGAGUCCUCCGAUGGACAAGGGAACCAGCAGCAAACCGCCGGAGGCCAGCAAACCGCCGGAGGCCAGCAAACUACCAGAGGCCGGCGCUCCCCAGACGCCAGACCUUAAAGUGCCAAAAAAAAACGUUGCGAUGCCGCAGCAGAGUCUGAUUCAGACUGAAACGAAAACAGAGAUUCAGCGGUCGGAUUCUCUGAGGAGGUUUGACGAGAGAAGGCAUCUGCUGAGCCUCUCGUCUCUGUCGGUCGCCCAGAGCACCGCCUAUCUGCCGCCUCCUUUGGACGACAUGGCGUCUUUCCCUCCUCCGCCCGAAGUCACCUCACACGAGUUAAACAGCUACGGGGUGCGGUCCAUCAACGUGAACCCCUCCGUCUCCACCAGGAGGGAACUCGCAGCGCCGCCUAGCCACGGACCCAAAGUCCUCCCGACCGGGCUGUCCAACCCCAGCGAGUUCAACUCCUACGGCGGGAAGACCAAGGUCAUGAACCCCGCCCCCGUAGUCGGGACCAGGAGCAACCUCCCCGACCUCCUCGGCCCUCACGUUGACCGCAGUCAGACCUUACCCACCAGAUCCGAGCCGCCGCAGCCCACCGAGCUCAACAGCUUCGGCGGAAAGAGCCGAACCUUUAACCCCGCAGGCGGGCUGGACCGCCCUACGGACAGACCGGCGAGGAGCUCCAGAGCUCCGCCGCCUACCCCGGCCCCGAGACCCGGCCGCCACUCCUACCACGGCGGCGGCAUCGUCCCUCCUCACAAACCGGUGCCGCGAGCAUCGUCCCCGGAACACCGCCGGAAGUCCGCCUCCACGUUCCGCCCCCAGGGCAUCACAGUGCAGUUCUCCGGGAAGGGGGCGACUGACGAGUCGCGCAGGGAGGCGCUGAGGAAACUGGGGCUGCUCAAAGAGCCUUGAGGAAACUGUGGAGAGAAGCCGGUUGUGGCUUCCUGCAGAGGUUGCUCCUGGAAAGAUGAACUUAUUUAAAUCACAAAACGUUUGACUCCAAUGAGGCUGAUUGUGAAAAGCCAUUGCCUGAAAAGUUCUUCUCGAAAAAAGGGUUGGAAAUAUUUUUUAUUUGAUGUCAACAAAUCCCGAUGAAAAGAGAUCAAAACCAAUAAUGUGGGCAGAAAUCCUUUCAACUCCCGGAAGGUUGAUUUGGCAAAAAUUGCAGUUUUACGCUGCAGGAUACUCAAUAGUAGCUAAUUAUGCACUCGAUAAAAAAUUGUUAAAUUAUACAUUAUUCUAUCAGCACAUUUUAUUUGAAAUAUUUUUAAUAUAUUAUACUCAAACAGAUGUUUCUGUAUCCAGUUUAAGUCAUAUUUGUUUUAUGGUAUCAAUUAAAGCAGCUCACAGCACAGUGAAAUUAAUGUUCGAACACAUGCUGUGAAAAUACUAUGGAGCCUUUGGCGGGUGAGGGGGGGGGGGGUUGUUUACAAAGUUAAAAUCAUCAAUGUCCUUAAUCUCCCCAUCGAUGCCCUUAACCUCCCCAUCGGUGUCCAACCUCCCCAUCGAUGUUCCACCUCCCUC